Molecule: messenger RNA, 2142 nt
Organism: Teleopsis dalmanni
Lineage: Eukaryota; Metazoa; Arthropoda; Insecta; Diptera; Diopsidae
Product: suppressor of Mek1-like
Exons: 2
Coding region: 618-2111 (497 amino acids)
Source: RefSeq, a predicted model, not a curated record
UAAAGAGGAGACUUUAAAUAAAUUAUGACCUUAUGGUGUGAGGCUGCAAGCAAGAACUGAACAGUAAAAAUAGAAAAUUGUUUAUGAGUGAAAUAAAAACUAAAGUUUAUGCGAAGAGUGUACCGUUUAAACAGAGCAAAGAUCCAACGGUACCCUUGGAGCAAAUAUCCAUCUAUCAUCUUAGAUAUCGCUUUCAACCAAUAUUUCAAAAAUUUAGUAAAAAAAUGGCUUGCUGCCCUAGUUACUAUUCCUGUUAUUAUCCUCGCGCGCCAUGUACUCCAAAUAUGUGUUAUCCACGUAUCUCUUGUUGUUCGCCAUGUAGGACAUCGUGCUGUUAUUAUCCAUCGUAUAGCUGCUGUUCCCCGUGCGGCUUUUACCGUGGCUGCUGUUAGAGGAUAAUGGAUAAGCAUUAACAAUUCACAAUGGGAAAGAAGUGACAUAUUUCUUUUACAUGAAAUGGUUCUAGUACAUCCGCUAUAUAUUCUAAGUGAACAAAAUCAAACGCUCAUCUAUAACAAUCACAUGAGAAAAUCCUCUCAAUUAAGCCGAUGAUUAAUAAAAAAAUUGUAUUAAUUCUGUUGAAAAAGUAAUGUAAACAUUAUCUGAAGGCAUAAAAAAUGGAGUCGAAAAAGAACAAAAAAGUUUCUGGAUAUAAAAAUUCUAAAACAGAAGGAGCUAAUGGUCAGCGCUUAAAAGGAGCAGGAAAGUUUGCUGAAAUUGAAAUUCGCAAUGUUGAAACCGAUUCAAGUAAAGAAAGUGAUGCUACUAAGAAAAUUGAAUCUCAAAAAUCGAGUGUAUCAAGUAAGUCAAAAAAAUCUGACUUAAGUGAUGUUUCUGACGAAAUCGUCAUAUCGGAAUUUAAAGAUAAAAGCUCCUCUUCAUUUGAAGAAAAUGAAAGGAAAAAUGUGAAUAAAGCAAAACAGUUAAAAAACUCCAACAAUAAUAAUUCAACCGAUGAUACAAAUAAUAAAUUGGAUGAUUACAAGUUUAUUGCAUUGACUAAGUGGGUCGACAUCAAGGAUAAGCCAAAUUUGAAAGAUAGUGUACGCCAAAGUUUUGUAAAUGAAUCAAGUGAAACAGACGUGGAAAAUCAAUCUAAAAAUAAAAAAAAAACUGAAAAUUCUGAAUCUGGCCGUAGACGUAACUACGAUAAGGCUUCUAAUACUAGUUAUCAAGCGAAUUCCAGUUCAAAUGGAACUACCCAUAAAAGCGGAGAUACCAGUGAAGAUGAAGACAGUCAACCUUAUAACAAUUAUCUAAAACAGAGUUGUUCUCUUCCAACACUUACAAGUCUUAAGGCACCAAAUGGUAUAGAAAAAUUGAAGCGUCAGUUAAUGGGAAAACUUUUAGAGACUGCAAUGUGCAGGCGUAAAAGUAAAUGGAGUUUUAGAAGAAAAUGUUGUAAGCAACCACCUCCACCGUUACCAGUUGAAAAUCUUACAAAAGGCUGUGUUAUUCAACAAAUUUUACAUUACAAUGAAUCAGAUGAAGAUUCGUGUUUUAGUGAUACUAGCGAAGACGAUGGCUCUAAUGCUAGUAUUCAUUAUAAUAGUCCUUGCUGUGAUUCUUUUACUCGUCAUUGUAGUUCUAACUGCUCAUCUCGUUCUUCAUAUAGUGGUAAUUACGGUAUGCAGAGUGAAUGUGGGCAAAGUCCAUCCUAUUGUCCAACCUAUUAUAAUCCAUAUUACUGUUCGGGAUAUUGCUAUCCGCAGUGUGGCAAUAUGUGCUUUAAUCCUUAUCCAUUUCCUAUGGAAGCAUCAACAAACUAUUGUACAAAUAACUUUGCCUGUCCAAAGCCAAACAAAUGUAAGUGUUGCGUACAACCGACAAUAAAUGAAAACAAUUGUAAAUUAAAGCAUUGCAGUUUUUCAUCACAUGCUGAUGUAGAACAGUGCAACGGUUUUGGGGAACCAUUUGCAGCGUAUUUUCCGCAGGCUUCAGAGGAGACCGUUUGCUAUAAGUGCAAGGCUGUGCCAAGCAACUCGUCAGGAAGAGCUUGCUGUUCCAGAUCCGAUAAAAUUAAACUACUACAGAAUAGUAACUCAUAUAUAUCCGUUAAAUCAGAAGUCGACAAAAAUGAGCUUUGUGACGUUAACAAUAAAAUUGAAUAAAAAUAGUUGGUAAGUGCAAAUAUUUUUCAUU